AUGCCGCGCCAGGCCACCCCUCGGUCGUUGGCCGGAGCGGGCGGCGGGACCCAGGGGGUUCGGGGGGCAGCGGCCACCAUGUUCCGUUCCCUGCUGCUUCACUCGCUGAGACUCUGCACCCAGACGGCCUCGUGCCUCGUGCUUUUCCCGCGCUUCCUAGGCUCUGCCUUCAUGCUCUGGCUGCUGGACUUCCUGUGCAUCCGCAAGCACUUCCUGGGACGACGCCGUGGGGACCAGCCUCAACCCGAGGUGGAACUCAACAGUGACGGUGAGGAGGUGCCCCCCGACGACCCCCCGAUCUGCGUGUCAGACGACAACCGCCUGUGCACUCUAGCGUCGCUCAAGGCGGUGUGGCACGGACAGAAGUUGGAUUUCUUCAAGCAGGCGCACGAGGGCGGCCCAGCGCCCAACUCCGAGGUGGUCCUGCCCCAGGGCUUCCAGAGCCAGCACAUCUUAGACUAUGCACGUGGAAACCGCCCACUGGUGCUCAACUUCGGCAGCUGCACCUGACCCCCGUUCAUGGCGCGCAUGAGCGCCUUCCAGCGCUUGGUCACCAAGUACCGGCGCGAUGUGGACUUCCUCAUCAUCUACAUCGAGGAAGCGCACCCUUCUGACGGUUGGGUCACCACAGACUCCCCCUACAGCAUCCCGCAGCACCGAAGCCUGGAGGACCGCGUCAAUGCGGCACAGGUACUGCAGCAGGGCGCGCCGGGCUGCGCUCUGGUCCUAGACACCAUGGCCAACUCCAGCAGCUCAGCCUAUGGCGCCUACUUUGAGCGCCUCUAUGUCAUCCAGAAUGGCACCGUCGUGUUCCAGGGCGGCCGUGGGCCCGACGGCUACCAGGUGGCAGAGUUGCGUACCUGGCUAGAGCGCUACAAUGAGCAGCAGUAUAGCGCUCAGUCUCGUCGGGUGUAA
Molecule: messenger RNA, 915 nt
Organism: Chrysochloris asiatica (Cape golden mole)
Lineage: Eukaryota; Metazoa; Chordata; Mammalia; Afrosoricida; Chrysochloridae
Gene: DIO3
Product: deiodinase, iodothyronine, type III
Exons: 1
Molecular function (GO): thyroxine 5'-deiodinase activity
Source: RefSeq, a predicted model, not a curated record